This is a messenger RNA of Rhododendron vialii, 2164 nucleotides long. RefSeq names its product CDK5RAP1-like protein. Gene Ontology annotation, cellular component: cytosol; mitochondrion. The record is from RefSeq and is a predicted model, not a curated record. NCBI's taxonomy places the organism in Eukaryota, Viridiplantae, Streptophyta, Magnoliopsida, Ericales, Ericaceae. Gene Ontology annotation, biological process: tRNA modification; negative regulation of cyclin-dependent protein serine/threonine kinase activity. Gene Ontology annotation, molecular function: tRNA-2-methylthio-N(6)-dimethylallyladenosine(37) synthase activity; 4 iron, 4 sulfur cluster binding. The coding region runs from base 82 to 1995 and encodes 637 amino acids. The transcript has 3 exons.
GCUUCGCUGCCCCAUCUUCCCUUCCCUUCCCUUCCCUUACGCAACACAACCCAACCUCCCCGCUCUCUCUCUCUCUCUUCAAUGGCGCCUAAUCUCUCUUCUCUAUCGUCACUAGGAAUCAAACUACCCAUACGAACCUCAUUCAGUCCCAUCCGACUCUCCCAUUAUCACCAUCAACGUCACCAUAACAGACAACCCAAGCCAAUCAGCUCUUGUCGUCGCUACCACCCCACAUCACGGCUGCCGGUGCCGAAGAGGAGGACUACGACGAUUUCGUUAUUACCAUCAUCUCUCUGCUUCUCCAGAAGCUUCUCUCAAUCCUCCUCAAUCACCAGCAACAACGCGGCUGAAAUCCCUACCCUCCACCACUUCAUUAUCAAUGCCCAAGCCUCUCUCACUUCUUCUCCUUCUUCCCAAACCCUAUCCGACCUGGUACCUGCUUCUGAAACUCUUCCUAUGGGCCGCAUAUAUCACGAAACUUAUGGAUGUCAAAUGAAUGUCAAUGACAUGGAAAUUGUCUUAUCUAUUAUGAAGAAAGCCGGAUACAGUGAAGUUGUGGAGGUUCCGGAGAGUGCAGAGAUAAUUUUUAUAAACACUUGCGCAAUCAGGGAUAAUGCAGAACAGAAAGUAUGGCAGAGGCUUAAUUAUUUUUGGUUUCUAAAGAGGCAUUGGAAGAGCAAUGUCGCUAUCGGGAGGUCACAGUCUGUUCAUCCUCCAAAAGUUGUUGUGUUGGGGUGCAUGGCUGAAAGGUUAAAGGAUAAGAUAUUAGAUGCAGAUAAAAUGGUUGAUGUGGUAUGUGGUCCUGAUGCUUACAGAGACUUGCCACGACUUUUAGAAGAGGUAGACUAUGGUCAAAAGGGGAUCAAUACUCUUCUAUCACUUGAAGAAACUUAUGCUGAUAUCAGUCCCGUGCGUAUCUCAAAAAAUUCAGUUGGUGCUUUUGUUUCCGUAAUGAGGGGGUGUAAUAACAUGUGUUCCUUUUGCAUCGUUCCUUUCACCAGAGGCAGAGAACGGUCACGUCCUGUAGAAUCAAUCGUGAGAGAGGUGGCAGAGCUUUGGAAAGAAGGUGUGAAAGACGUGACACUUCUGGGUCAAAACGUAAACAGUUAUAAUGAUGCUUCAGGUGCGGAGGAAGAGGUUGAAUCAGGAUCGGAUUGGAAGUUCAGUGAAGGGUUUUCCAGUACGUGCAAGGUGAAAAAAAUGGGUCAACGAUUUGCUGAUCUUUUGGAUCACCUUGCAGUACAGUUUCCGGAGAUGCGGUUCAGAUACACAUCUCCACACCCUAAAGAUUUCCCCGAUGAAUUACUGUAUGUAAUGCGAGACAGAUAUAAUAUCUGCAAAAGUAUCCAUUUGCCUGCACAAACAGGGAGCACCACUGUACUUGAAAGAAUGCGCAGGGGUUAUUCUCGAGAGGCAUAUUUAGAUCUUGUGCAAAAGAUCCGGAGAAUUAUCCCUGAUGUCGGGUUAAGCAGUGACUUCAUAUGUGGCUUCUGUGGCGAGACGGAAGAGGAACACAAAUACACUGUUAGCCUUGUGAAGGCCGUAGGCUAUGACAUGGCAUACAUGUUUGCAUAUAGCAUGAGGGAGAAAACCCAUGCCCAUAGGAACUACGUUGAUGAUGUUCCUGAUGCCGUCAAGCAGAGGAGACUUACAGAACUCAUCGCUGCUUUCCGCGAGAGCACAGGUCCAUGUUUUGACAUCCAAAUUGGUACUACACAACUUGUGCUAGUUGAAGGACCGAAUAAGAGAGCCCCAGACACAGAGCUCAUUGGCAAGAGCGACAGAGGCCAUAGGGUAUCUUUUGCUAAUUUGCCAGUCCCAGAUAGGGAUUGUUAUGAUGGGAAGAGGAAUCCAAGGGUUGGAGAUUUUGUGGAAGUUCGGAUAUCAAAAUCGUCAAGAGCAUCAUUGUUUGGAGAAGCCCUUGCGAUAACUAAGUUAAGCUCAUUUUACAACAGUGUGCGUGAUGAAGAUGUCGCCUAUGCAAACAGAACUUGAGUUUCUUUUAAUGGUUGUUUAUUAAUUUUUGAUCUUCUGUUAUGACUAUAGAUGGUUUGUAUUUUUUGGCAGUAGUGGUCCAUCUUGACUGCAUAUUCCUACAGAGCUGCAUUGAUGGGGGUUGUCGCUUCAUCUGAUAAAACCUACCAAUUCCUAUUUUUCUUCGAUA